This is a messenger RNA of Aspergillus uvarum CBS 121591, 771 nucleotides long. RefSeq names its product putative nucleoside-diphosphate-sugar epimerases. NCBI's taxonomy places the organism in Eukaryota, Fungi, Ascomycota, Eurotiomycetes, Eurotiales, Aspergillaceae. The transcript has 2 exons. The record is from RefSeq and is a predicted model, not a curated record. The annotation marks the transcript as partial.
AUGCAUCUUAUUCUUACCGGAGCAACCGGCCUGGUUGGCUCAUCCGUGCUGGAUGCUAUGCUCAAGAAUAAAGCCAUCUCCAAGAUCUCAGUUCUCAGCCGAAGACCUGUGCCAAUGGCAGACGAUGCUAGAGAUCCGCGGGUCCGCGUGAUUCUCCACAAGAACUUUGACGUCUAUGGGCCAGAGCUGCUGGAUCAGCUGCAAGAUGCUGAGGGAUGCGUCUGGGCUUUGGGAACGAGCUCGACCAAUGUCAACGCAGACCAGUAUGUCAAGAUCACCAAGGACUAUGCUCUUGCAGCCGCCGAUGCAUUCUCCACUCUCAAGUCUUCUUCCUCCCAGCACCCUUUCCGUUUUAUCUACGUCUCGGGUGAAGGAGCCACACACAAUCCUGGCCGCUUCUCUGCGAUCUUUGCACGAGUCAAAGGUGAGACCGAACAGCUGCUUGGUAAGCUGUCGGAGCAGAUCCCCACCCGCCUCCGGGCCGACAGCAUGAGACCAGGCUUCGUGGACCCGGCCAUGCACCCGGCAAUUCAGCCGUACAUUCCCGCCCAGGUAGUGAAGGGAUUCUUCCCACGGAUAGGAGUGGCACUGAGCGUGCCGAUUAUCCGAUAUGCGCUGCCAGGAAUGCACUCGCCGACUGAGCGCCUGGGAGACUUUUUGACCGAUAUGGCAAUGGGCAAGGUGGAAGGUCAAUUUGAGGGACCAGGAGCGUUCAGAGUCGGAGGCGGGUGGGUGGUGCAAAAUAAGGGGAUGAGGAGGAUAUUGGGACUG